AUGGCGAAUUUCAGGAUGUGGGUGUGUUUGUUAUUGAUCUGCGUUUUGUUAUCGCGUUCUGCGUCUCGGCCGCUGCAGACGAUGAACGCAAAGGCAAACGGGAAACGCGGUUUGGUAAGCGAAGCCAAGAAGGUGUUGAAGGAAAGCAUGGAUAAGCUCAUUGGCAAAGGCUUUGAUGAGCCCAUGAGACUGAGUCCUGGAGGCCCUGAUCCUCGCCAUCACUAG
Messenger RNA from Tarenaya hassleriana, 225 nucleotides. RefSeq names its product CLAVATA3/ESR (CLE)-related protein 1. Gene Ontology annotation, molecular function: receptor serine/threonine kinase binding. Bases 1 to 225 code for a protein of 74 amino acids. Gene Ontology annotation, biological process: cell-cell signaling involved in cell fate commitment. The record is from RefSeq and is a predicted model, not a curated record. The transcript has a single exon. Lineage: Eukaryota; Viridiplantae; Streptophyta; Magnoliopsida; Brassicales; Cleomaceae.